CGUCCCCUUAAAAUCCUAGCCCUUACCUCAUUUCCAAAGAAUUUUUUUCUUUGGUUUGGUUUUCUCUCUUUCUCUUUUUCUAUAAUCAGGAAGUUCAUCUAAUUAAAUCAAUUCUUCUCCGCCUCUCAUCUACUAAUCUUGAUCAGCUUAUAUAUUGCAGAAUUGAUUGAUAUUGCUCUAAUAAUUUCUAGUUUAUGAGAGCCAAUUACAAGAAGGAAAAGUUAGGACGGUAUGAAUUUGUAGAGGAGAAAAAGUUUGGUAGAAUAUAGAGAUGGAGUAGUUGAAGACUCGAAGUUUCUGAGAGAUUUGGACUUUGAUCUCUAUCGCCAUCACCAUCACCAUCGUCUCAAAUUCCUUAAAGUAUUUCUAUUUAUAAAGAGGGUAUUCUGUUUUCAAGAAUCAUGGCACAGGAGAGCUGGAAGAAGGAAACGGAGGAAACUGAAUGCCAAGCACCAGAAGGAAGAACCUUCUGUGCAAACAAUUGCGGCUUCUUUGGAAGUUCAACUACCAAUAACUUCUGCUCCAAAUGCUACAGAGAUCUUAUCAUGAGCCAACAACAGCAACAAGUGAAAGCAUCUCCUCUCAUCCCCUUGCCUCAAAAGAUGCCUGCUUCAGCCAAUUCGUUGCUGAUUUCUGAACCUAUCUUUGAGAGGAUUGAUAAGGUGGAAGAAAAACCUGAUUUGAAGAUUGAGCAAGGCCCAUCAUCUGCAGAGGUUGUCAAACAACAACCUAACCGUUGCAUGUCUUGUAAGAAACGCGUUGGUUUGACAGGUUUCAAGUGUCGAUGUGGGGGUAUGUUUUGUUCUGUUCAUCGAUACUCGGAGAAGCAUGAGUGCUCAUUCGAUUACAGAAGUGCUGGCCGUGAAGCCAUAGCCAAAGCAAAUCCACUCGUCAAGGCUGAGAAAAUCCAAAAGAUCUGAUGCUUUUUUUUAUAUGAAGAAUGAUGAUUCUUCCGAAAGGAAUGGGUAAUAUUUGCUUUCUUUUCUUUGCUCUCUAUUUGAAUUUUGGGAUGCCAGAUUUCUUCUGAAUCCAAACAAGGGCACAGAUCAGAAACUGGAAAAGAAAACAAAAAAAGAAGACUAGGAGAAAAGAAGGAAAGCAAAAGAGACAAGAAAUGCUUGAAGUACUAUAAGUACUUCAUUUCUAUGCUGUGAGUUUGUAUUGUAGUUUCUUAUCUGUAGGUUGUGGAAUGUAAUCUUCUGUAUAAUGUAAAUAAUUAAACCCACAGUUUCUAGUGAGCUCUUCUUAUGCUAUAAAAUGAUUUGUGCUUUGCUUUCGAAA
Messenger RNA from Papaver somniferum (opium poppy), 1281 nucleotides. RefSeq names its product zinc finger A20 and AN1 domain-containing stress-associated protein 9-like. The transcript is spliced from 3 exons. NCBI's taxonomy places the organism in Eukaryota, Viridiplantae, Streptophyta, Magnoliopsida, Ranunculales, Papaveraceae. Gene Ontology annotation, molecular function: zinc ion binding; DNA binding. The coding region runs from base 402 to 920 and encodes 172 amino acids. The record is from RefSeq and is a predicted model, not a curated record.